Molecule: messenger RNA, 2637 nt
Organism: Tuber aestivum (summer truffle)
Lineage: Eukaryota; Fungi; Ascomycota; Pezizomycetes; Pezizales; Tuberaceae
Source: the annotation of a GenBank genome assembly
AGGGCAACGGGUGGGCGACCAGGCGUACUAGUACAGGGCACUGGCUCCGGCAUGUGAGAGGACCCUGAUCAGGCUCUUCACCCGUGUCAUUAGUCAUCCUCGAGCUAAUCCGGAUCUGGGGACUCACAGCUGAGGCAGGAGGCGCGCCAGCUUGCCUGGAGCGAAGAAAAAAAUGAAUGUCAACUUCAGACAAGUUGCGAUAUCUCCCAGGCGGCUUAAAUACUUACUUAUUCAGAUGUCGUUGUUGCUAUUCACUGUAUCAGCAAUGAUUUGCCUGCUUGCAUCGGUUGUUUUUCUACUCAACCCUCAACCGGGCUACUCGCUGCCAAACUCCUUGCAACAAGUUUUACCAACGUACCUCCAAACAAAUCACCAUGGCUGGGAGCUGGAGCCUGCCUACCAGGGUGCAUCCAACUGCCCGGAGCAAAAAGAAGAAUGGAACAUACUUUAUCAUCUUGGAGGAAACGGCCCAUGGGUGGAAAAAGUCGACGGUGUGGUAGAGGGGGGAAUUCAAGUUCCUGAUGGCUGUGAGAUUGAUAUGGCACAUAUGGUAGGGUUCUCCGCCUUGAAUAAAGCCUCCAUCAUGACAUCCUUUGGGAAGAUUAUAUCCUAAUUCUUGGAUUCUCACCGCUAGAUGUCACGUCAUGGCGAACGAUUUCCUACAAAAAAUGCCGGUGCCCGUAAGCAAAAUCUAACCCGCAGUUACAAUGAAGGGUUGAAAGUUUACGGAUCGUGAGUCUAGGAAUGAUCGCGCUCCUAGAGAAAAUAAAGUCUUCGGGCGUUGAGCCGAAGGGUUCUCUUUCCUUCUUGGGUGAUUGGCAAUAUUUCACGGACUGUAGGUUCACCUUGUGGGUAAAUUACGUUGGAUAGGUGAUAGACUAUUCUAAUUCUCAUAUAGCGCCCGAGAAACAUUUCGAACAACUCACUACCACCGGCCCUUACUCGGGAACUUUAGAAGCAUUCACUACUGGAGUCAAGCUUCGCACUCGGUACCAGCAUUUAUGGGAAAAGAUCCUUAAUAGGCAUACCUUGUUUUGGGCCAGCGAGUGCGAUCGUGUAAUCGACACAGCAAGAUACUUUGGCGCAGGGUUUUUCGGCCUCGAUAGCAAGCGCGCAGAGCUCCAGAUCAUUAGUGAGGAUGAAAGUAAAGCUGGAGACACAUUGACCCCGGGGUAGGUUUUUCUGAUGCUAUGAAUUAUUUGUUACGGCUUUUGCUCGAGCCGAGGGAUCGUGUGGAGCGAUACAACCAACGCUGACGCGGAUACAGUGACACUUGUAAGAAUUAUGUCGACGACCCGGAACUGGGCCACGAUUACGGCUAUGAGAUGCUCUACAAAUACCGUGCGACUUACCUCCCAGCUAUCGCUCACCGACUUGAGAAAGAAAAUCCUGGCUUGCAGUUUUCCGGUAUAUUAUUUUCCCACGAUAUGCUUUGAACCUUGUCCUAUGCACACCCUGCUUAUUGGCGUAUUACCAUAGAUUCGGAGAUCUACAGCAUGCAGGAGAUGUGUGGUUUUGAGAUCACUGUGCGAGGGAACAGUAAAUGGUGUGAUGUUUUCACAAAGAAAGAAUGGUCCCAAUUUGAGUAUGCGAGGGACAUAAUUCAUUACUAUAGGGCUGGGUUUGUCCACCUACGAUCAAUUCUGAAUUAAUAAUUCAAUGGCUAACGGUCCUAGACCCGGCAACAAGUAUGGAAAGGCAAUGGGUUGGCUUUGGUUAAACGCAACCGCGAACUUGAUCGCAGAGGGGCCCGAAUCGGCUGGCCCGCUUUACUUCAGUUUGUGCGUCUGAAUCUGUUUCAUACCUGCCCACAACACUGUGACCCAAACUGACCGUGAGUUAGUGUCCACGAUGGAGACAUUGUGCCCAUGUUGGCAGCAUCGGGAAUUUUCGAAGACACCCAGGACCUCCCUAUUGAUGAAAUAAUGGAGGAUAGGAAAUGGAAGACAUCGCAAAUAACCCCCAUGGGUGGUCGUAUCAUUUUCGAGCGUCUAUCGUGCACCCCGAAGAGCAAAUCCUUAGAAAAAGAGAUAUUUGUCAGGUUCAACGUCAAUGAUGGGAUUGUGCCAUUAACAGGCUGUAUGGAUGGGCCAGGGAAGAGCUGUCCGUUGAACGGCUUCUUAGAGCAUGUGAAGAGAAGGGGGGGGAUCGCCGGCGAUUUCAGGACGGUUUGUGGCCUAGCCCACGAUACGCCAGAUAGGCCAACGUUCCUUAGGCAACCAUCUCCGGAUAACAUUAUGGCAGCAGUAGAAGGCAGAGAAGGCAAGGACAAGAAGCCUACGAAGCUGCGAUUUUGGGGGAUCUAGGUGGUGAUGACGAAGACGAGGCGGAUGGUAUCAGGAAUUGGGAGAUGAAUGAUUGGAUUGCCUUUGACAUUUAUACCUUGUUUUUUAGAACAUAUUUCCUAGCGAUAUCCCUAUCGUAUACCCCUCCUCAUUUUGUACCUUUGGAUGAAAUCGCACAAUGGCAUGAGUUCCCUGUCCCCCUAGUCGGGAUUGCUGAGUCAGACCACUUUCCAGAUGCCCGCACAUAUAACUGCGCUAUGAGGCCAUCCUAGCACCCUUAAAUCCGAGAUUAUUUGUAUUUCGUAGAUCUCCCGAGGACUGCGAGAGCACUCGCUAGAUUGAAAGUUGCGAA